AUGGAUUCAGCAGGUAGUUUUUCGUACGGAGGAUUCCACGCGUCGGACCUAGACAUACCCACUGAAAACGAGCUCUUAGCUAUGGAGAUGCAGGUCGAAAUCGAAACCAUGAGGAACGAAUUCACGGCGGAGCUCGCUGAAGUGAAGCACCAAAUGGCAGUGAUGCAGAAGAGGUUUGCUGUCAGCUUGUGGAUUUUGAUUGUUGGAGUGGGUGGUGUAUUGAGCUGGGUUUAUCGAUCGUCGAAGUAG
Lactuca virosa is the source of this 249-nucleotide messenger RNA. Lineage: Eukaryota; Viridiplantae; Streptophyta; Magnoliopsida; Asterales; Asteraceae. The record is from the annotation of a GenBank genome assembly.